Molecule: messenger RNA, 822 nt
Organism: Knipowitschia caucasica
Lineage: Eukaryota; Metazoa; Chordata; Actinopteri; Gobiiformes; Gobiidae
Source: the annotation of a GenBank genome assembly
AUGAAGCUGAUAAUCCUCAAUGAUUAUGACCAGGCCAGCGAGUGGGCUGCGAAAUAUAUAAGAAGCAAAUUGCUCCAGUUUAAACCUGGUCCAGACAGAUUUUUCACUUUGGGACUCCCGACUGGAAGCACUCCGUUGGGCUGUUAUAAGAAGCUGAUUGAAUACUACAAAAAAGGAGAGAUUUCUUUUCAGUAUGUUAAAACUUUUAACAUGGAUGAGUAUGUUGGACUUCCCAGAGAGCACCCUGAGAGCUAUCACUCAUUCAUGUGGAAUAACUUUUUCAAGCACAUAGACAUACGCUCUGAAAACACCCACAUACUUGAUGGAAACGCUGCUGAUCUACAAGCCGAGUGUGAGGCAUUUGAAGAGAAGAUUAAAGCAGCUGGAGGGAUUGAGCUCUUUGUUGGAGGAAUUGGACCUGAUGGUCACAUUGCUUUUAAUGAACCUGGUUCUAGCCUGGUAUCUCGUACAAGGGUCAAAACUCUGGCACAAGACACAAUAAUAGCUAAUGCAAGGUUCUUUGAUGGUGAUUUGUCUAAAGUACCCACCAUGGCUCUGACAGUUGGAGUCGGCACAGUCAUGGAUGCAAAAGAGGUCAUGAUUCUCAUCACUGGAGCACACAAAGCAUUUGCUUUAUACAAAGCCAUAGAGGAAGGAGUCAAUCACAUGUGGACUGUAUCUGCAUUCCAGCAACACCCACAAACACUGUUUGUAUGUGAUGAGGAUGCCACCCUAGAACUGCGGGUUAAGACAGUGAAAUACUUUAAAGGAAUGAUGCAUGUUCACAACAAGCUGAUACAGACACCUCCAGCACUGACAUAA